AUGGCGAACACCUCGGCUUCAAACGUCGCAUCAUCCCUAAUUCACGACCCAGGCUCCUCAAGCACGGUCCGAACUGGUGUAUUUGCCGCCCUCGCUGCUGUCGCCUGGUACAACGCCAUCGAAUUAAUAAUUCUCUGCUUCGUCUCCUUCAAACGCUACAAAGGAACCUACUUCUGGAGUCUACUAGUCGCCUCCGCGUCCAUCAUCCCCCACUGUCUAGGGUUCAUCCUCCUCUUCUGCGCGCCAAGCGUAACACCAUGGCUCUCGGUCACCUUCGUGCUCGUCAGCUGGUGGGGGAUGGUGACAGGCCAGUCGGUAGUGCUGUGGUCGCGACUGCAUUUAGUCCUCCAAAACAAUAAAGUCCUCUGGGGCGUCCUCUGGAUGAUAUGUAUCGACGCCGUCCUCCUCCACACACCAGUAACAGUCCUCCUCUACGGCUUAGUCGCACAACCUGAAGGUGUAUUCGCACACGGAUACAACGUCAUGGAACGGAUCCAGUUAGUCGGCUUCUUCAUCCAAGAGUCGAUCAUCUCAGGCAUCUACGUUUACGAAACGAUCAAGCUCCUGCGCCUCAGACCGAGUGGCCGUCCUCAGGGUGUUCUUACCCAACUCCUAAUCAUCAAUAUCGUCAUUUUAUGUCUAGAUAUUGCCGUGCUUGUUAUCGAAUAUGUCGGAUAUUAUGCGGUUCAGGUGAUGAUUAAACCAGUUGUAUACAGCAUCAAGCUGAAACUUGAAUACGCGAUUUUGGGAAAACUCGUUAUUAUUGCGCGCGGCCCAAUCGAUUCUCAAGAAUUACCAUCCAGCACGCGCGAAAUCAAUGAGAUCAGUUCGUUCCCAUCGUCAACGGAUCCGAUCUCCCAUGCUGAAUCUGGGAGAAAGCACCGCUCACAUAGUGCUCCUUGGUUCUGGGAGGUAAGGAGAGGGUCAUCGCCAGUUUCCGCCGAGGUUUCACAUUCUCCGGAUGCUUUGUCGUAUCCUUGA
Penicillium nucicola is the source of this 981-nucleotide messenger RNA. RefSeq lists its product as uncharacterized. The transcript has a single exon. Bases 1 to 981 code for a protein of 326 amino acids. Lineage: Eukaryota; Fungi; Ascomycota; Eurotiomycetes; Eurotiales; Aspergillaceae. The record is from RefSeq and is a predicted model, not a curated record.